AUGAGACCGAAACACGGUAGGCCUCGUGCCAUCCAUACCGCCAUCCCUCCUCUCUCCUCACCUGCUCUCCUCCUCUCCUCUCUUGCUCUCCUCAUCUCCUCACCUGCUCCCCUCCUCGCCUCACCUGGUCCCCUCCUCGCCUCACCUUCUCCCCUCCUCUCCUCACCUGCUCCCCUCCUCGCCUCACCUGCUCCCCUCCUCGCCUCACCUGCUCCCCUCCUCGCCUCACCUGCUCCCCUCCUCGCUUCACCUGCUCCCCUCCUCUCCUCACCUGCUCCCCUCCUCUCCUCACCUUCUCCCCCCUCUCCUCACCUGCUCCCCUCCUCAAAUCACCUGCUCCCCUCCUCGCCUCACCUGCUCCCCUCCUCUCCUCACCUGCUCCCCUCCUCUCCUCAUCUGCUCUCCCCCUCUCCUCACCUUCUCCCCCCCUCUCCUCACCUGCUCCCCUCCUCUCCUCAUCUCCUCCCCUCCUCGCCUCACCUGCUUCCCUCCUCUCUCCCCACCUUCUCGCUCCUCUCUCCUCACCUGCUCACCUCACUGUUGUUUCCUCCGCUGCUCCUUCGCCACAUUCUGAUGCGUUUGCUCUCUUCUCCUGCUAUGCCUCCUGUUUUCGCUUGCUGCUGA
Molecule: messenger RNA, 624 nt
Organism: Closterium sp. Naga37s-1
Lineage: Eukaryota; Viridiplantae; Streptophyta; Zygnematophyceae; Desmidiales; Closteriaceae
Source: the annotation of a GenBank genome assembly